AUGACGCUCACUGCAACAGCCGCGACACUGGCUCUUUUCUCCACGUCUUUGGUUCAGGCAUUGCCCAGAAGCCUCGUGCCAAACGGCCCCGGAGGCGCCCUCCCUAUUCGCGAUGUCGCUCGCCUUGCCGAGCUCGAAGCUCUGCACAAUGAGACUCUCGCAGAUCUCAAGGCAGGCCACUUCAGCACGAUCCAGCGCCGGGGUGAGCAGGCGCUCGACAACGAUAUCGAGAAGCGCAACCCGGAAGUGCUUGCAGGCAUGCUCCUUUCAAGUAGACUUAGCGCAGAGAUUAUAAAGAGGAUCUACAAAAACCUGAAGGACGUGUUCGACACAGACAACCAUGAGACCUGGUUCAAUGAAAACAGAUGUCGCACAUCUUUCAGGACCAAUGGCGGGGUUACCGAGGGGAUUUGGUCUUAUGACAAGGGUUUCGGAUAUCGAGAUCCUUCUGGCAGUCAUGUGUUCGAGGCUGCCUGGAUUGAUCCAGAGAACAAUGAUCCACCUGUACACUACUAUUCUGACAAGGGCAUCGGAGAUUUCAGUGUUCAGUUCACUGCGACAGACAGUUAUGCCUGGGACGGCAUUGACGGUACCAAGAACUGUCCCUUCCAAGGUCUUUGCAACCCACAAUUUGUAUUCUACCGCGACAGAUACAACAUUAUCUUCAGUACUUGGUUCUGCUAUGGAAUGUACACCUCGAAGUAA
Molecule: messenger RNA, 705 nt
Organism: Microdochium trichocladiopsis
Lineage: Eukaryota; Fungi; Ascomycota; Sordariomycetes; Xylariales; Microdochiaceae
Exons: 3
Coding region: 1-705 (234 amino acids)
Source: RefSeq, a predicted model, not a curated record